Halteromyces radiatus is the source of this 1851-nucleotide messenger RNA. RefSeq names its product major facilitator superfamily domain-containing protein. The transcript is spliced from 8 exons. The record is from RefSeq and is a predicted model, not a curated record. Gene Ontology annotation, molecular function: transmembrane transporter activity. Gene Ontology annotation, biological process: transmembrane transport. The coding region runs from base 1 to 1851 and encodes 616 amino acids. NCBI's taxonomy places the organism in Eukaryota, Fungi, Mucoromycota, Mucoromycetes, Mucorales, Cunninghamellaceae.
AUGGAAACCAAACCAUCACAUCCACAUUCAUCAUCUAUACCAUCAACAUCAUCAUCAUCAUCAAUUUCCUCACCUUCAGCAACAGCAUCACCUUCUACAGACAUUACCUGUGAUCAAAAGAUUGAAUUUCAUGAAGAAACCAAUGAUAACGUUGUAACAAACGGAUCACCAUUUGUACCGCCAUCAUCAUUAUCAUCCACCGAACCUUGUACCACUCUUGUCAUCACUACUGCCAGUGAUUCCGUUGACACUCUGAACAACGAUAAUAAAGAAGAUCAUGUCAGAAAGACAUCUAGUCCACCAUCAGUAUCACUUCAACGAUCAGCAACUGAUUUUUCCACACCAUCAGCUACUUUAGCUCCACCUCAUCCUGUUACUCAUGAUACUAAAACAAACAAACCAUAUUCUAUUUUUUCAAAACGACAAAAAGGUAUGAUUGUUAUUCUGGCCGCCUUGUCCAGUUUUAUUUCUCCUUUUUCGGCCAACAUCUAUUUCCCUGCUUUGAAUACGAUACGCAUCGAUUUGAACACGACGGCUGAGAUGAUUAGUUUGACGGUAACUGUGUAUAUGAUCUUCCAGGGUCUCUCACCCUCCUUUUGGGGAAGCUUAUCUGACAGCUGGGGUAGACGGCCAGUAUAUCUGAUGACUCUAUUUAUUUACGUGUUGGCAUGUAUUGGUUUAUUCUAUACACCAAACUACACAGCCUUAUUAAUAUUACGGAUGUUACAAGCUGUAGGAUCAAGCUCUGUUAUUGCUAUAGGGGCUGGAACAAUAGGUGAUAUUGCUGGUCCAUCAGAAAGAGGUGGUUACAUGGGUGUAUACGGUCUUGGAUCUAUGUUAGGUCCUAUCCUUGGUCCUGUUUUGGGUGGUACUAUUUCAUCUACCUUGGGCUGGAGAUGGAUUUUUGGCAUUCUUGCCAUUUUUACAGGAUGUUUGCUAUUGGGACUAUUUUUCUUGUUACCAGAAACUCUUCGAUCACUUGUAGGGGAUGGGUCUGUCUAUGCUAAUCCUACGCCAUACCAAUAUUUUACGGAACGACAUCGAAAGAAAAAAGAACAACAAAUAGAUAUUUUUAUUAAUCACAAAAAAAGUCGUUUUCUUGUACUUCCGAAUCCAUUCGUAUCAUUAGCAUAUCUCAUGGAAAAAGAUGUAGCUGUGGUGUUGAUGUAUAACGCAUUACAAUAUGCUUCCUUUUAUUGUGUUCUUACUAGCCUAUCUGGUCUUUUAAGCAAGCUCUAUGGAUUGAAUGAAUUUGAAAUUGGAUUUUGUUAUUUGGCCAGUGGACUAGGAGCUGGAAUGGGUUCUAUGGCAUCAGGAAGAAUCAUGGAUUGGCAAUUUAAACGACUUGCAAAGAAAAUGGGAAUGGAAGAUCAUGAAUUGAAAAGAGGGAAAAUGCCCCUUGAAUUCCCCUUAGAGCAAGCUCGAAUGAAUUUUACUUGGGUCUAUGGUAUUUUCUUUUGUAUGGCCAUGAUCACUUACGGUUGGUGCCUUGAAAUCAAAAUUCCUUUGCCUUUGGUACUUGUUUUCAAAUGCAUCAUGGGAUUCUCUGUCACAGCAACUCACAAUGCAACAACAACUCUACUGGUUGAUCUUUUCCCUAAUAACUCUGCUGCCAUUGUUGCAUCGAAUAAUAUUGUCAGAUGCCUCUUAGGUGCUGUAGCAGUUCUAGCGAUCAAUCCUGGUAUCUACGCUUUGGGCAUUGGAUGGAUGUUUACUGCAAUUUCUUCCGUACUGUUUUUAUCUCGUGCAUUGAUCAUCAUCGAGCUCAAGUUGGGUCCUAAAUGGAGAGUACAAAGAAUUGAAAGAAUCGAGACAGAGAAGAAUACAGUAUCCACAAUCCAUUCAUCAUGA